AUGGGGCAUAGCGUUGGUGUGGUGCAGUCGGCGGCGGCGGUGAUAGCUUACAAUCUCAGACAGUCGUCAAGUUGGUGGCACGACAUCAAUGCCUCGCCGCUCUGGCAAGACCGAAUCUUCCACGGCCUCGCCAUUCUCUACGUCCUCGUCGCUUUCGUUGCCCUAGUUCAAUUGGUUGGGACACAGGUGCGAGUGCCGGAGUACGGCUGGACCACCCAGAAGGUCUUCCAAUUUCUCAAUUUUAUUGUCAAUGCAGUUCGAUCAGCAGUGUUUAUUUUCCGCCGGCAAGUACAGAAGCUGCAUCCAGAGAUUCUCCAACAUGUGUUGCUUGAUAUGCCAAGUUUGGCUUUCUUCACAACUUACGCGCUUCUGGUUCUGUUCUGGGCUGAAAUCUACUAUAAGGCGCGUGCUGUUUCUACAGAUGGACUAAGGCCGAGCUUCUUUACAAUCAACGCUGCGGUUUAUCUAGUUCAGAUAUCUAUGUGGUUGAUAUUAUGGUGGAACCCUAUCCCAGUCGUGGUCUUGUUAUCUAAACUGUUCUUCGCAGGGGUCUCCUUAUUUGCAGCCCUUGGAUUUCUUGUGUAUGGUGGAAGACUGUUUCUGAUGUUGCAGAGAUUUCCUGUGGAAUCGAAAGCAAGACGUAAGAAGCUGCAUGAGGUUGGCUACGUGACAACCAUAUGUUUUACGUGUUUCCUUGUGAGAUGCGUAAUGAUGGGCUUAUGUGCAUUCGACAAGGCGGCAGACCUUGAUGUUUUGAAUCACCUUCUAAACUUGAUCUAUUACCUGUUGGUGGAGAUAUCGCCUUCUUCUUUGGUUCUUUUCAUUCUGAGGAAGUUGCCUCCAAAGAUUGGGAUCACACAAUAUCAACCUAUUCGCGAUCGCGCUCUGAAGGUAUGA
Messenger RNA from Rosa rugosa (rugosa rose), 897 nucleotides. Its product is annotated as tobamovirus multiplication protein 3-like. The record is from RefSeq and is a predicted model, not a curated record. The transcript has a single exon. NCBI's taxonomy places the organism in Eukaryota, Viridiplantae, Streptophyta, Magnoliopsida, Rosales, Rosaceae. Bases 1 to 897 code for a protein of 298 amino acids.